Lingula anatina is the source of this 1251-nucleotide messenger RNA. RefSeq names its product vacuolar protein sorting-associated protein 35-like. NCBI's taxonomy places the organism in Eukaryota, Metazoa, Brachiopoda, Lingulata, Lingulida, Lingulidae. Gene Ontology annotation, biological process: intracellular protein transport; retrograde transport, endosome to Golgi. Gene Ontology annotation, cellular component: retromer, cargo-selective complex; retromer complex; late endosome. The record is from RefSeq and is a predicted model, not a curated record.
AUGAACAAACUGUGGGUGCGCAUGCAGCACCAGGGACAUACGCGCGACAAAGACAAGCGGGAGCAGGAGAGACGCGAGCUGCGUAUCCUUGUUGGUACUAACCUGGUUCGCCUCAGCCAGUUAGAGUGCGUUGACAUGGAGAUGUAUAAAAGGCAUAUCCUGACUGGUGUGUUGGAGCAGACAGUUAGCUGUAGAGAUCCCAUAGCACAGGAAUACUUGAUGGAGUGUAUUAUACAGGUAUUUCCAGACGAGUUCCACCUCCAAACGCUGACCGGGUUCUUAAAGGCCUGCGCUGACCUUCACCCUGAUGUCAAUGUCAAGAACAUCAUCAUAGCUCUUAUUGACAGACUUGCCCAAUUUGCCAACAAAGAGGAAGGUGUUGGUAUACCACGAGACAUCCAACUUUUCGAUAUAUUUUCACAGCAGAUUUCUGAAGUCAUUCAGAAUUGUCCUGAUAUGCCUCCUGAGGACAUCGUUUCCCUACAGGUGGCGCUGAUCAACCUGGCCCUGAAGUGUUACCCAGACAGGGUGGAUUACGUGGACAAGGUCCUGGAGACCACCGAGGAGAUCUUUAACAGGCUCAACCUGAACCACAUUGAGAAUUCCAGUGCAGUUUCCAAGGAGUUGAUGCGCCUUAUGAAGAUCCCAGUGGACAGCUAUAAUAACAUACUGACCGUUCUGCAGCUGGAGCACUUCGGUGCACUCUUUGAGUACUUUGACUUUGCCGCCAAGAAGAGCAUGAGCUCGUACAUUAUAGUGAAUGCAUUAGAUAAUGAUAUAAAGAUACCAUCACAGGAACAGGUUGAUGCAAUGUUGAACUUGGUGGCGCCACUGGUUUGUGACCAAGAAGGACAGCCCCAAGAUGAUAUUGACCCCGAAGAUUUCGCAGAGGAACAAGGCCUGAUGGGAAGGUUAAUUAACCUAAUGCAGGCGGAAGAUGCUGACCAACAAUACUUGAUCUUGAAUGCGGCCAGGAAACACUUUGGGAAUGGUGGGAACAUGAGGAUUAAGUACACCCUGCCUCCAUUGGUGUUUGCAGCCUACAAAUUGGCUUUCAAGUACAAAGAACUAGAAGAGGAGGAUGAUAAGUGGGAGAAAAAAUGUCAGAAGAUUUUCCAGUUUUGUCACCAGACGAUAGGAGCCCUGAUAAAGGCAGAGAUGGCCGAGGUCCCGCUUAGACUCUUUCUUCAGGGAGGACUGGCUGCUGGAGAGAUAGGAUUUGAAAACCANUCUUGUCUGAUCAAGCUGUGA